Messenger RNA from Cylas formicarius (sweet potato weevil), 1018 nucleotides. Its product is annotated as multiple coagulation factor deficiency protein 2 homolog. Gene Ontology annotation, molecular function: calcium ion binding. The transcript is spliced from 4 exons. NCBI's taxonomy places the organism in Eukaryota, Metazoa, Arthropoda, Insecta, Coleoptera, Brentidae. The coding region runs from base 113 to 781 and encodes 222 amino acids. The record is from RefSeq and is a predicted model, not a curated record.
CACUGUUUUGACAGAUAAAAGCGCUUCUGCGUCGACGUGUCCGUCGAUAUUUUGAAACGUCCAGAAACGAUGCAAAUUAGUUGGAUGUUCAGUUUGAAAAAUUGCUAACGAUAUGAAGCAGUUAUUAGUUUUUAUUUCGAUUUUAAUUAGUGUGAAUGUUAUCACUGCGCAACGGGCGCCACCCGGAAUAAAUCCAAAUCAUUACCAACAUCAGCAGCAACAGUUCCAACAAGUACCUGUUCAACAAGUACCUGGACAACAAUACCAACAAGCACCUCCCCCUCAGUACCAACAAGUGCCCCAACAACAGUACCAAGCACCUGCGCAGCCUCAGCAACCACCGAUCCAGCAUCAACCGCAAGGUGGUGGCCAUCAUCAUGGAGGCCAUCAUGGGCAACCCCAACAAAUUCUCAACGCCGCAAAUAUUCAGCACGAAAAAGAGCAUAUUGCGGAGCACCUUGAAGUUCCCAUCGACACGAGCAAAAUGACAGAACAAGAAUUACAAUUUCAUUACUUUAAAAUGCACGACGGAGACAACAACAAUAAACUGGAUGGCUGUGAGUUGAUAAAGUCACUGAUACAUUGGCACGAGCAGGGUAGCAAGGAAAAGCAAGGGGUGGAGGAGAAGGUCUUCAAAGACGACGAGCUGGUAAAUUUAAUCGACCCGAUCUUAAACGUCGACGACACCGAUCGGGACGGUUACAUCGACUAUCCGGAAUUUAUAAGGGCGCAGCAAAAGGCGACCGGCGGGCAACCGCAGCAGCAGCCUGGGUCCCAUUAAGUAGGUGUGUGCGUCUAUGGGGGUUCGCGGUGGUGGGGGGAGUGGCGUCGGCGUCUGCGGACAUUUUAUCACGAAAGGGAGUCCUUAAUUUUAGAUGACGAAAAGAAAGUGAACCACGAAGCGCCCCUCUUUGAGGACGCGAAAUUGUCGGAGCUCAUCGACGCCCUACUCGGGGAAUUGGACACCAACAAGGAUGGCUAUGUCGACUGGGUCGAGUUUAAAAAUAAUCAAAAAAUC